Messenger RNA from Aureobasidium musti, 3150 nucleotides. The record is from the annotation of a GenBank genome assembly. Lineage: Eukaryota; Fungi; Ascomycota; Dothideomycetes; Dothideales; Saccotheciaceae.
AUGACGCGCCCCGGACUUGUUAGAGCUGACACAAUCGAUCUGCAAAACCAAGACGCCCCUACUACCCAAGAUCACCACUCGACCUCUUUACAGCCUUCGGACCUUGGUAAACAUCAGGCCUCGGAGAUUCGUCAUGUCCACGAAGAAAGACACGAAGAGGAGGAGCAUUUGCAAGAUGCCUGGAGCCGCGCCCACCACGACGGACAAGUCAAUGAAUUGACCGAUGACCAACUACAAGCCCACAAUCAUGAAAAUGGCGAUUCCGCAGACGACUCUGAGCUGGACGACGACAUGCUCGACGACCGCAUCUCCAGUUCUCCUUCUAUCGACGAUGGUGCGUACCCUGUUGCUGCUUCUGCUUGGCCACACCGCUCUUCCUCCUUAACUCCUCCACGCCAUACACUCAACUGUGAGGCUAUCGACUCUCCUGACUCGUCACCCUUUGUUCUUGCUCCCGCACACUUGCCUCUAUCCAUCAUGUCGGCUGCAGACUCGGCAGCGUCGCCUGCAUCGUCUUUGCAGUCGUCUUCUCCUUUACCCUUUCUCCGAAGCAUCUACCGCUGUCGGCCUCCCCUCUCCAGACAUCAUCAUCAUACUGGUGAGUAUGCUGGUAGGUAUCACAACGACCACGACUACGAUCAAGAAACCGACGAACACGACCAUGACGACCUUUACCGAGAGCCACUUGGCACACAAAAUGAGUAUCUGGAUUACAACUACUCGCAUGAUAAUCCUGUUGAGGAUCUUACAGCAAUACCCGAAGAGGACAACGAAGAUGAGUUGGACAUGAACGGUUUGUUUUUCACUCCAAGGAGCCCGACAUCCAGAACUACGUCCCCAUCCUCUUGGAGCACUGUCAGCGACGCAUCUGCUUCUUCAAUUUUGGAAGACACGGAAUCACAACACAAACAUGAUGAUGAUGACCUGGACCUUUCCUUCUACUCUGAUGACCGUUUCGUUGAUUCCGGUUGGGGCGGCGAAUGCUUACGUGAAACAGAAGACAUCGAUUUCGAUUUCGUCUAUGCCUUGCACACCUUCGUGGCCACAGUUGAAGGCCAAGCCAAUGCGGGCAAGGGCGACACCAUGGUCUUACUUGACGACAGUAACAGCUACUGGUGGCUUGUUAGAAUCGUAAAAGACAAUAGCAUUGGUUACCUUCCGGCCGAACACAUCGAGACUCCGACAGAACGCCUGGCGCGUUUAAAUAAGCAUAGAAAUGUCGAUCUAUCUGCUGCGAUGCUUGGAGAUACGCCUGAGAACUCUAAAAAUCCGCUCAAANAGGCCAUGAAACGACGCAAGGCAAAGACGGUACAGUUCACCGCCCCCACCUUUGUCGAGGCCUCGGAUUAUGACUACUCGUCUGACGAGGAGGACGGUCUUAUGCCCGAACCUCUGUACGGUAACGGCAAUCAAAAUCAACAUGAAGACGCCAAAUCUGCAGAAGACAAAUCGUCAUCAGGCACCGACAUUGCUACGACUGUGGUCGAAGUCGCGAGAGCCGAAACGCCUGUUUCGGAAAGUCCAGCCAAAGACAUCAAGGCUCCUGCUGAAGAACCAUUAAGCAGUCCCACCUUGGUUGACAAAACAGAAGCAGCGCCGCUCAAAUCAUCCAGGAAAGGGACGCCACGAAACGCCGACUCUUUCCUCAAGGACGACGGGGCAGAGCCCCUCAAGAUUUCCCUCACACCAAAUCUGCUGCGGGACAACAGCAAUGGAAGCCGAUCUCUGGAGAGUACCGGCUCCAGCAUGGAAGGCCUCGAGAAGACAGCUUCCCCACUAGAUAAGNUCAAAAGACGACAAGAAAAGAAGGAGAAGAAGCCAGGAAUGCUUAGCGGUCUUUUCAAGAGCAAGAAGAAAGACAAGCGAAACAAGAAUUCUGUCGAUGAAGACAGCGAUAUCGAAAAGUUGUCAAGCGAACUGGCCAGACAAUCGACAUCUUCCGACUCCAACAAGGGCUCCCCGAUUGAGCGUCCCACCCAAUUCUCAGCCGCAGAGCCCAAGUCUAGAGGCAAGUUGCAGAAGCCGCAGGUGGGAGGAGCCACGGUUGCUCCUGUAGCUUCACAAGUCACCACUCCUGCGCCGGUAUCUGCUCCUGCCCAGGCUCCUGUGGCUGCUCCUGCCCCUCUCCAGGUACCAUCUGCCGCAUCUGCCAUCCAACGUCAAAGGGACGAACAGCCAUCAGCAGGCUUUGUUGCCGAGCUCGAAGGUUCUACUGUUGAUACUCCUGUACAACCUCUACAACCUGUACAACGCAAUGUCGAGUUGCGUCAGCCAGAGCCAAGAACCACUAGCGAGACUCUGCUUGGAUCGCAUACGCUUUCAUCAAUCACGAACAAGAUGAGACACUCGGAAUCACAAGACAGUAUCAAGCCAAAGAAGGUGAAGAAGGCUAAAGCUCGAGUGGAGCUCGACGACUUCGAUGAAAUCAGUGAUGAGGAAGCUCAAGCANAAGAGGUCGAGGACGGGCCGAACGAUGCAUUCAUGCACGGCACCGAAAUGGUACACAUUCCUGUCAACCUUGGGGACGAGUCUUCCUCGCCUGAUGACCACGAUACGAACGAGGAAAGAGGUGGUGAAGAAAGCUCAGAGAGGACCAGUUCCCCGAGUAUGAUCGGCACGCCCAAGGCAUCCCUGGAUGGAUCUCACGAAAACGAGAAGCACACACAUGACGUCCCAACUUCAAACAUGUUAGACGACGACGAUCAAACACCUCUAGCAUCGAAACGACAAUCGGCUGUGGUCAGUGGGUCCUCCACCCCUCAGCAACCACCAGUCAACGCUCCUGUCCGACGUGCACCUUCUCCUCCCCAAAGAACCAAUUCAGCCACUCCAUCCAAUGGUUCUUCGGUACGAUUAUCUCCAUCACCCGCAUCAACACGCAGUCCUGUGUCGACUGCAGGUACGCUCAACACGUGGUCCGAUGCAAGUCUUCGGGCGUGGCUCGAUGGGGCUGAGAACGACGUACGCGACAUGCUCGUCAUAAUUCACGACAAAAGUUCGGUUGUGCCGGUCACGCGCGAUCAUCCGCUCAUGGCGGACCUCUUUACUGACGAAAGCCGUAGACUGGCGGGUUUGCAGGACGAACUCGACGGGCUGCUCGGCAAUUGGCUUGCUCGGAAAAGAAGUGUAAGAGAAGUGGCGACCACGUAG